CCGCCAUCCCUAGCACCUGAUUCCCACGAGCUCCGGGUGAUACAAGUGUCCAACGCAGGAACGGAACUGAUGCGACAAAGCAGACAAUAACAAGCUAAACUGAGGUCUUUGGAAUGUUUCGAACUCUGGUCUUGACUCCAGUGAAUUAUUUUUAGGCAAGUACACAAGAACGCUAUAAGUUUAUCUGGUUUCUCAAAAAUUAUGCCGCAUAUAUCCAGUGUGGUGAAUGCUUAAGGUAUAGUAUCAUAGAUGAGACCCGCUGCAAAGUACCAUACCUCCAACCCAGCGAGGCCUAACUUUACUGGUAUCUUGGCAGGUUCCUAGGAGGAAAUUCUUGAUAUAGUCUACCUUUACUUAUCAUAUGAUACCGCCCAGCAAAAACAACAGAACCCCCACACAGGCAUCUUCCGCCAAGCUCGAAUGCCCUAAAGAGCCUCCUUCUCCGGGGGGGGGGUUUCUUCUUUCACCCGGCUAGAUUUGUUGCAAUGCUAGAGGGGGACUACCGUUUACGACAACACCUUAAAAACUCCCAUACGUUUUGCCAUAAGCCAAGUGACAAAUCAUGAUUAUUAGCCCCGUGGCGUCACUUUUAGCCCCUUUCGCUAAUGUACAAGUUACAGGCAAGUAGAACUUGAACAUUUGUGUCUGAAUUUAGUAUGGGCGCUCAGAUACGCGCAGACAUUUUGCCGUACAAAUUUUUAAUCCCUGUGUUCAGGUUCUUCUUGUCGGUAACCUGUAGAAAACGGUCCGACGGGGGCGGGAUAACCUUAACUUAAGGUUUGUCUUACCCUCGAUGCCCAGACUUCCGCACCUUACCGUACUAUAUCAUACGGCACCAUGUCCGACAACGACGGCAACGAUAAUCGCCAACGACAGGCGGACGAAUUGGUGCUCAUAUCGAGCAUGUUCCCUUCCGAAUUCCAUUGGGAGAGCGAGCCGGAUGCGGAGCUGGUAGGAUUCCGGAGGGCGUAGCUGUAAGGAGAGAGAGAGAGGGCUAACGUGAGUGCAGCCAGAAAAAGAUCCACAAUUCUAUAUCGAAAUUCCUGGCGGUACGAUUGGUCUAUGAAGCUAUUAUAAAGUGUCAUUCGUGUUAUCAUGCUAAUAUACAAACUCCACGAGAAAGCCUCCUGUGCCCUUCAUUUCUCGCUCCCAGAAACGUACCCGUCCACCUCCCCACCAGAAGUAUUCCUCCGAUGCGGCGAGAAAAUACCCAACGCUGUGAGGAGCCAGUUAAGGCGGAAAGUGAAUGAGGCGGUCAACUCCCUUCCGCAAGGUACCCUGCUCCAACCCUCCUAGUAGGUCAUGGUACCGUCAUACCCGAGCCAACACGUUUCCUUCUAGGGCAGGAAUGCAUUGACAUGCUCCUAACAGGGGUCAUGGAUAUCUUCACCUCCCCUCCUAAAGGAGAGAACAUUGUCACAGAAGAUGCCAUCCAGGACAUAAACGACACUCCAGUAAUUGUCCACGCUCUACUGUGGUUCCACCACCUACUCUCCACACAGAAGCGGAAGAAUAUUGUGACCUGGGCCAGGCCAUUACGAUUAUCGGGAUACUCAAGACCCGGAUACCCCGGAGCGCUAUUUAUCGAGGGGGAGAAGGAAAGUGUGGAAGAGUACACUUCUCAGCUCAAGGUUCCUCUCCCGCCAGCUUGGCUAAUCCUAAAGUUAUCAGGCUAACCACCGAUACCGAGCCGAAGAGAUUAAAAUGGCAAGCAAUACAAGUCCGAGAUGAGUACCCCGUCCCCUCUGGACAGCGAGUGUUGCCGCUCGAGGCCGGAGUAGAGGAGGUGGAAGGGCUCGGCGAUAUUGCGGAGAGGUUGAAAAUGGUUGGAGGAAGCGGGCUGGAGGCGUGGUUUUUGGCGGGUAUGAAGAUUAAAUGAAAUAUUUUGAUGGGGGCGGUAUGAU
Messenger RNA from Tuber aestivum (summer truffle), 1904 nucleotides. NCBI's taxonomy places the organism in Eukaryota, Fungi, Ascomycota, Pezizomycetes, Pezizales, Tuberaceae. The record is from the annotation of a GenBank genome assembly.